AUGGAGAAUGUGCUGAAUUAUAUUGGUCUACUGACUUCUGGUUUAUCACUGUCAUUCAUUCUCCUGCUAUGCUUUUGUUGGAAUAAAAAGCAUAGUUUACUGCCAAAACGUAGCAAUUCAAACAGUAAUGUUAGCAUCAAGUCAUUUCAUCAGAAAAACACUCAUGGUGAUCAAAAACGUCUUAUCACUUGUCGACUGAAAUGUCCCUUUCGAAGUGGUCGUAAUCCGACUGUAGCUGAUUUAACACCUGCUGCUGCUGCUGCUCGUACUUCUGGUGACAUUACAUCCUCCAAUCAUGUUAUAAUUAAAAAUUCAAAUCUAUUCGACAAUAAUGAAGGCGAUUUGGCGUAUGCAACUACAAUCGGAUUAAGAGGUGGCUUGAAUAAUGCAGAUAUUAUAUCACCUGGUUACACUUUACUAAGGCAAGAAAGUAACUCCCAUAGAAAUUGUGAACUUCCCCCGGUGCCUACAUAUUCGGAUACAAAUUUUAUUGAAAAUAAACCGAUAAAGACAAUAAUAAAUCAUGAACAAGAGGAUACCCUAGAGGAUAUUAGUGAUCAGUUAACGUAUUAUUCAGUACCAGCUGUUAAAAGAUCAAUAGAAAAUGAUCAAAAUCUAUAUGAUAUCGCUAUUAUACCUAAGCUACACAACCACCACCACCACCAACAACAACAACAACGAAUUAAGCUGCAAACAAAUAGUUUUGAAUCGAAUAGUCGAUGUUAUUCAUCACUGUGUGAUGAUGCUGCUUCCGAUUCAGACGGGCUGUAUGCAAGUGUUAAUCAACCUCCGCCGUCUAUUCCACCACCACCACUACCUCUACCUCUUCCCCCUCCUCCUCCUCCUGCAACUGCACAAUCUACCACUUCAUCUGUCAUUGUUACUGCUGCGAAUUGUAGUAGCAGUAGCAGUACUUUACGAAGAGAUUUACAAAAUACCAAAGUCAAUAGUAAUGCUCAAAGAAGAUAUGAAAUUUGUCAAUCACCGUAUUACUCACAAUUAAAUGAUGAUUGUGAUGUGACCAAUGAGAAUAGUAAAAAUAAUAAAAACAAUAAUAAUAGUGUCAAUGAUAGCAGUGGUAAAGUUAACCCGUAUGGCGAGUUAAUCAUUACUACUACUAAUCCUAUUGCUAUUACUCCCAAUGCUAUGGCAACCAUGCUGACAACAACAACAGGAGCAGCAACAUCUGUGACUGCAACUACACUUCCUACAGAUAUUUCAAAUAUGCCAAGUUGUGGUGAUGGUUGUGCUGUUGGUGGUGCCGGUGUAAAUAACAAUUUUCCUUGUAAAUGUCAUUCAGGCAAACAACAAGCAACUUCUCAAAUGCCUGGAAAUCGUGGAGAUUGCUGUAUAUGCUCUUGUACAACUCCCUCUAGUCAUUUGUAUGCUCAGGUUUUACCACGCAAAAGAUCUGUUACUGAUCCUGAGACUAUGUCCAACUGUACUAUUUAUAGUUCAAAUUAUAUACGACCACCAAUUCCAGCCAGAUGUUAUGAUCAAGCAGAGAUAGAUUUAGUGAAUCAAAUUCGAACAUGCUCUCGCCAGUUGGAUACCAUAUGUCCAUCAACUGAAUGUAAAAUACUUACAGCACAUUCAAUACAUAAAGAGAAAACUCUUCUCGUCGGAUCCAAUAGUCCACGUAACGAUCGAUUACUAAUCAAUAAUCAUCAACAGUCUAGUGGCAGUGUUGGCUCUGCUUGUGGAAGUAACAGUAAUACUGGUGGUGGAUGCAGUCCCAAUGUACGUCAAUCAGAUCCUCCUCCUUUGUUAGAAUCGAAUUAUCGUCAUAUCAGCGUUCGAGAGUCAUUGGCUAAUUUACGCGCUAGAAAUGCCCUACCAGUUUUGUACAGUAUUAUAAAACAUGAUCAUGGAAGUAUUGAUAUUACUGAUUUGAAUCAAGAAUCUUCAGAAUAUGAACGUAUUUACCCUGAAUCAGCUGACCUGUUAAAUUGUACAAAUAGAAUGAAACUGACAACAUCAUCAUCAAAUGAUAAACAUAAUAGUGAAUUAAAUUCACGUGUCACUGUUAAACAUGUUGAACACUCGUAUGCAGAAUUGCCAGGUACAGAUUCACUGUGUGAGGGUACUUAUGCUCAAGUAUAUUCUACUGUACCAAUUGAUGAUUCAUCACUACUGAGAACAAGAGCAACAACAGCGAUUGGAUUAUGCAGUCAGUGUAGUCCAGUGGCGGCGGCAGCAGCGGCCGUAACAGCAGUAGACAUACAUCCCGGUGUGAAUAUCACUAAAAAUAAUAACACCCACAGUAGUUGUCAUUGUGAUAACAGUGCUGUUUUUGAUAUUACUGCAACUACUACUUCUACUAUUACUACCGCAACUUCUAGUGGUUGUAUUGAUACUAUGAGUAGUAAAUUGGAUGGAAAUAUUUACAAUGUCCCUGAAUUAUACCCUAAUUCAUUAGCAUCGAAUACAAAUAACAAUAAUAAUAAUAAUUUGAAUGAUAGAAUGUUAGCUGAGAUACAAGCCUUUCGUCAUAUGGAUAGUGAAUUGGAUUUAACUCAAUCUGCGAAAACAGUUGUAACUGGUAAUAGUGAAACAUCGCAUCUUCUGACGAAUGAACACCCUUCAGCUAGUGACGAUGUGGAAAAGAGGAGGACGAUGGAUAAUGUCUACUGUUCAUCAAAGCCGCAAUCACUGAAUCGUAUUAUCAUUCCUAAUGCAACACCAUCUUCAGUGAACAGCAUCAAUGAAAUGACUCCAUUAAUGGAACGUUCUACAGAAGACUUCUCCCUCCCAUCAACAAUGUCUCGAAAAUACUUAAAACAAGGUGCUUGUGAUGGUGGUUGUGGUGGUAAGACAACUGUAAAUCCCUGUACUUCAUCCUCUUCAUUAUCAUCGUCAUCAUCACUUCUGCUGUGUCGAUCAUCCGUCUUAUCACCAUCAUCUUCAUCACUGUGUAAAUCAAUCAAAUCGCCGUUAAUCUUUUCAAUGUCUGAUCUGCUCCAAUGUGAUCAUUCUGGCGUCGUCAUUACUACUAGCAGUAAUACCAAUCAGAGUUGUAGUGGUAGUAUGCCUACUGCCAGAUGUUCUCCAUUCCCCCCGAUGACUAUUGCUGUAGCUCCAUUCGCUCGUGCUGAACUAACCUGUAUAUCUGAUACCUCAGCCUACGAUGAAAUUGAUAAUUUAUCACCAGCAUCAACGUCUACACUGGUGUCGAACAAAUCACUGACACCUAGUCCUGUCAUCAUUAGUAGUAGUAAUACUAAAUAUCCGACUGUAAAUAGUAACAAGCUUGGUAAUGGUGCUGCAAAAAGUAUAAAGAAGAUUUUAAAAUGAAUGAAUGGAUUGCAUGUUGUGUUUUUGUGCGUGUUUCUCUGUUUCCACACACACACACACACCACCUCUUUGUGUCUUCUUUCCAACCACCUUUCUCUCAUGCUUGCACAACUGAUUCACAUAUAUGCGCAUACAGUGUUUUAUACUACUUAAAUGAUCUCAUUUCAGUACUAUAUAUAUAUGCACAUAUAUACUUAUUUUUUAACGAUUUUUUCUUUUAUUUUUUCAUGUCUCCACAUCUACAACCAAAUAACCACACCUUGUGUGUGUGUGGAUAUUUUUCCUAGUCAUUCCUUUGUAAUUCUGUCUGUCUGCAUUCACAACGUGAUGUCUUUGUAAAUUCCAGGCUUAUCUCAGUGUCAACAUUAAAAAAAGCUUUUUUAAAAUCACAAAACAAAAACAGAAAACGCCAGUAUUUCUGCUCCAACUAUCAUCCUGUAGAAUAUGAUUCCUGAGGUGGGUGGAGUUUAUCCGAUUCAAGCACUGGACUUUCGACAGCAGCGACAGCAACAACAACAAAUUCCCGACGGGUUCGAAUCUCACUAUGCCUAUCUCAUUCAGCCUGGGAAACUGAACAGUGGUGGUCGUAGUAGUAGUAGUAGCAGCAGCUAGGUGUGUACUACUGAAAAGAUUUUGUAGUACAUAUAUGUUUUCAAAUAAUAAAAAUUUAGCCUAUAUUGCCCUGAUAUUGAGUUGUAACAAAAGCAGAACGACUCGAAGGAGGAGAACCUAUGCGCGCUACUCUUCUAUUGUGGCUGCUUGUUGUAAUGCGUUUAUUUUUUUCACAAUAUGAGUGAAUAUCACAAAGGAACAGGCUGAUUGUUUUUGAUUUUCUAACAACUGUUCUAUUAUUCUAUUCUCUACACACCAGUAGUACUAUUUAUGUCUUCAGUUAAUGGCUCUUUUUUCUGUUUUUUGUCUUUUUUGGCUCCAAUUACACAUUCCACGCAGCCCCACC
Molecule: messenger RNA, 4252 nt
Organism: Trichobilharzia szidati
Lineage: Eukaryota; Metazoa; Platyhelminthes; Trematoda; Strigeidida; Schistosomatidae
Source: the annotation of a GenBank genome assembly